AAUAUUUGUUAUUAUCAUAUCAAAACAGUAAAUUAAUUUAAAUUUAUUCAUAUUAUAUAUAUUAUAUAUGGUAUAUUAUUAAUACAAAUAUAAUGGCAUCUAAUACGAAAUCAAACUCGCGCAAAUUUAAAUGGAGCUUGGAUUUUACCAGCAAAACCAAAAAUGACAGAACUACAUUGAAUGAAAUAUCUUCACCUCCGGGAUAUAAUACAUCUUUAAAUGUGACAAGUAUAGAAGCAAAUAAAGAUGGUGAUCCAAAUCAUUUGAUAAUGAAAAAAUCAUGGGAUAUUGCAUUAGGCCCUUUGAAACAAGUGCCCAUGAACUUAUUUAUAAUGUAUAUGGCAGGAAAUUCGAUUUCCAUAUUUCCAAUAAUGAUGGUUGGCAUGUUGAUAGUGAGACCUGUGAAAGCGCUUUUCAGUACACAAUUGACUUUUAAAAUGAUAGAAGGAUCACAAGCUGCUGGUCAAAAGUUUGUUUUCUUUCUUGGUAAUCUAGCAAAUAUAAUAUUAGCUUUGUAUAAAUUUCAUAGUAUGGGAUUAUUGCCAACUCAUGCAAGUGAUUGGCUUGCAUUUGUUGAACCUCAAACCAAUUUGGAAUCUACUGGUGGUGGAUUUGCUUGGUCUUGAGAUAUUUCACAUAAUGCAAAUAAGUUAAAUGAAAAA
Ctenocephalides felis (cat flea) is the source of this 662-nucleotide messenger RNA. RefSeq names its product ER membrane protein complex subunit 4 (gene EMC4). Bases 93 to 626 code for a protein of 177 amino acids. NCBI's taxonomy places the organism in Eukaryota, Metazoa, Arthropoda, Insecta, Siphonaptera, Pulicidae. The transcript is spliced from 2 exons. The record is from RefSeq and is a predicted model, not a curated record. Gene Ontology annotation, biological process: protein folding in endoplasmic reticulum. Gene Ontology annotation, cellular component: EMC complex.